Rhodofomes roseus is the source of this 772-nucleotide messenger RNA. RefSeq lists its product as uncharacterized. The record is from RefSeq and is a predicted model, not a curated record. The transcript has a single exon. The coding region runs from base 107 to 559 and encodes 150 amino acids. Lineage: Eukaryota; Fungi; Basidiomycota; Agaricomycetes; Polyporales; Fomitopsidaceae.
GGCCCCUUGGGCACGCGCACGGGGAAGAAGUUCGUGCGCAACUUAAUCUGAACGCCACCGGUUCCGAAGCCAGGCCGCACAGGCAAGUCCGUGUCCUGAACCGUCAAUGACCUCAAGGAGGCCACGAGGGCUUCCUCAGAAUUGUCCGUCAGACGCGCAUCGACGUUUGCCGGCACGCCAGGCAGGAAGACCCUGCAACAAACGAGGCAAGUUGAGUGUCGCCCGUCAGUACAAGGGAGCACGAAGCGACUCACCCUGCCGGUUCCCUGGGUGGCCCUCCCCUUCCCCGGCCUCUGUCCCCUCCUCGGAAGCCUCCUCCUCCACGGUCCCCCCCUCGGAAGCCUCCUCCUCCACGGUCUCCCCCUCUGAAUCCGCCGCGAUCGCCGCCUCUAUAUCCUCCACGGUCGCCGCCACGGAAGCCCCCUCCACCACGGUCCUGGUACCCGCCGCGGCCUCCUCCGCGGUCGCCCGGUGCAGGGCUUCCGCGGCCGCCUCGCCCUCUGUCAUAGCCUCGUCCUCGAUCGCCGCCCCUGUUCAUCUGUCACUUCGAGUGCGUUGAGCGGUGGACGGUGUGGUAGUCGCAAGGACAGUGGUCGAGGGUGGUUGCGUCCGGCGCGCGUAUAUAGUCCGGACACAGCCUCGUGGCUUGGUGAUAUUCAUGCACUGUUAUGGACAACCGCGCGUCUCUGUAUGGUAGCACCAAAGGGUCCGUCUGAGUUAGUCUCCGUUGCUGAUCAAAAACUGACAAAACGAGAUACUUGUCUGAGUCAAG